Molecule: messenger RNA, 694 nt
Organism: Rubroshorea leprosula
Lineage: Eukaryota; Viridiplantae; Streptophyta; Magnoliopsida; Malvales; Dipterocarpaceae
Source: the annotation of a GenBank genome assembly
GCCUGCGAAGUUUGCCGAUGGCAGCCGUUAUCCAUCCCCAAUAUUUCCAACUCCUCCGGUCUAACUUCCCACCAAAACCGCCUCCGCCACCGCCACCGCCACCUCCACCUCUGCUGUGCCUGACCUCCCUUUCUCUCCUCAAUGUCAAACCCCACCACGGCAAUCUCUUCUGCUUCUCUUCCAAAGCACAAUCUCUGCCUAUAUAUCCAAAGCUUCUUUCCCCUCUGGAUUCAAGUCUACUACCCGAUGAUCCUUCUUCGACGCAUGAAUUAUUUCGCCUUCUCUUUACUAAAUUCUCCUCCUUGCUUCAGCUUUCCGUUCAGUGUGGAGAUACCGAGCUCGCCAGAGCUGUGCAUGCCUGUAUUCUCAAGUUUGAGGAAGAUUCCCAUAUGCGUAAUGCUCUAAUUACGGUGUAUCUCAAGCUGGGUCUUUUUCAAGAUGCUUACAAAGUUUUCAUGGGUCUCUCUUGCCCCGAUGUGGUGUCUUACACUGCUUUGAUUCGGGUUUUGCAAAGUUGAAUAGAGAAGAUGAAGCGGUAAGGCUUUUUAUGAAGAUGAUGACUGCCGGUGUUGAGCCUAAUGAAUACAGUUUUGUUGCUAUUUUGACUGCGUGUCUAAAGUGUUUAGAGUUAGAGUUGGGUUUUGUUAGAAAUUGAAAAGAAGGAGAAGUAUUUGAAGAAAUGUUUAUUGCAUUC